AAGCCAUGGGGGAUUCGGAAAUGGCAGCGUUUGGAAAGGCGGCGUCCUUUUUACGCAAAAGUGAAAAGGAGAGAUUGGAGGCUCAGAACCGUCCAUUCGAUGCCAAAACCGCCUGCUAUAUCUCCGAUGACAAGGAAUUGUACGUCAAAGGUACAGUCAAGAGCAAGGAAGGUGGUAAAGCCACCGUGGAGACUAUCGACAAGAGGACUGUAACUGUCAAAGAAGACCAAGUUCUACCAAUGAAUCCUCCAAAAUUCGAUAAAAUCGAAGACAUGGCCAUGUUGACCCACUUGAAUGAAGCAUCCGUGUUGUAUAACCUCAAAGAGCGUUAUGCUGCCUGGAUGAUCUAUACCUACUCUGGGCUGUUCUGUGUCACGGUGAACCCCUACAAGUGGUUGCCCGUGUACGAUCCCGAAGUCGUGGCUGCUUAUCGGGGCAAGAAGCGUCAAGAGGCUCCACCCCACAUCUUCUCCAUCUCUGAUAACGCCUAUCAGUUCAUGCAAACUGAUCGCGAAAACCAGUCGAUCCUGAUCACCGGAGAAUCUGGUGCCGGAAAGACCGUAAACACGAAACGUGUCAUCCAGUACUUUGCCUCAGUUGGAGCCGCAAUUGAUCCAAACAAGAAGAAAGAAGCUCAGAAAUCUGGGAAGGGGUCCCUGGAGGAUCAAAUCAUCCAGGCUAACCCAUUGCUGGAAGCCUUUGGGAACGCCAAGACAGUGAGAAACGACAACUCCUCUCGCUUCGGUAAAUUCAUCCGAAUUCACUUCGGGACCACUGGGAAAUUGGCUUCUGCUGAUAUUGAAACCUAUCUGCUGGAAAAAUCCAGAGUAACUUUCCAGCUAAAAGCUGAAAGGAGUUACCACAUUUUCUACCAGAUGAUGACAAACCACAAGCCAGAAAUUGUUGAGGCUUGCCUCAUUACCACCAAUCCCUAUGAUUAUCCAUUUGUCAGCCAGGGUGAGAUUAGUGUCAACAGUAUUGAUGAUAAUGAAGAACUAGUGGCAACUGAUACUGCUAUUGAUAUCCUGGGCUUCACCAAUGAGGAAAAAUGGGGCAUCUACAAACUCACUGGUGCAGUAAUGCACUUUGGUAACAUGAGGUUCAAGCAGAAACAACGAGAGGAACAAGCUGAGCCUGAUGGCACAGAAGAUGCCGACAAAGUUGCUUACCUGACCGGCCUCAAUUCUGCAGAUUUGCUAAAGGCUUUAUGCUAUCCCCGAGUAAAGGUUGGCAAUGAAUUUGUGACCAAAGGUCAAACUGUUCAGCAGGUUUACAACUCUGUUGGUGCCCUUGCCAAAUCUAUUUUUGAGAAAAUGUUCUUGUGGAUGGUUGUCCGUAUCAAUCAGCAAUUGGACACAAAACAGGCCAGACAAUUUUUCAUUGGUGUGCUGGAUAUUGCUGGGUUCGAAAUUUUUGACUUCAACAGCCUGGAACAGUUAUGUAUCAACUUCACUAAUGAGAAGCUGCAGCAGUUCUUCAACCACCACAUGUUUGUUCUAGAACAAGAAGAGUACAAGAAGGAAGGAAUUGAAUGGGAAUUCAUUGAUUUUGGUAUGGAUCUGGCUGCUUGCAUUGAGCUCAUUGAAAAGCCCAUGGGCAUCUUCUCAAUUCUGGAAGAGGAGUGCAUGUUCCCCAAGGCCUCAGAUACAACUUUCAAGAACAAACUGUAUGAUCAGCAUCUUGGAAAGUCAAACAACUUCCAGAAACCAAAGCCUGCCAAAGGAAAGGCUGAAGCUCACUUCUCACUGGUCCAUUAUGCUGGAACUGUGGACUACAACAUUUCUGGCUGGCUGGAUAAGAACAAGGACCCCCUGAAUGAAACUGUAACUGGACUUUUCCAGAAAUCAUCAGUGAAACUACUGGCUCAUCUCUAUGCAGCAACAGCUGAAGCUGAAGCCGGUGGUGCCAAAAAGGGUGGCAAAAAGAAGGGUGCUUCCUUCCAGACAGUAUCAGCUCUAUUUAGGGAAAAUUUAGGCAAGCUGAUGGCUAACCUGAGAACCACACAUCCACAUUUUGUACGCUGUAUUAUCCCCAAUGAGACAAAGACACCAGGUGCGAUGGAUAACUUCCUUGUCAUACACCAGCUGAGGUGCAAUGGUGUGCUUGAAGGUAUCAGAAUCUGCAGAAAGGGAUUCCCAAGCAGAAUCAUCUACGGUGACUUCAAGCAAAGAUACCGGAUUCUUAAUGCAAGUGCCAUUCCUGAAGGUCAGUUCAUUGAUAGCAAGAAGGCUUCUGAGAAGCUAUUGGGAUCCAUUGAUGUCGAUCACACACAGUACAAAUUUGGACACACAAAGGUGUUCUUCAAGGCUGGUCUCUUGGGUACACUUGAAGAGAUGAGAGAUGAAAAAUUGGCUCAACUUGUUACCCGCACACAGGCUAUGUGCCGUGGAUUCCUAAUGAGGGUUGAAUUUAAGAAAAUGAUGGAAAGAAGGGAAGCACUGUACACUCUGCAGUACAACAUCCGUGCUUUCACAAAUGUCAAACACUGGCCAUGGAUGCAAUUGUAUUUCAAGAUCAAACCUCUCCUGAAGAGUGCUGAAACUGAGAAGGAAAUGGCAAAUAUGAAAGAUGAGUUUGAGAAAACUAAGGAAGCACUUGCCAAAUCUGAAGCACAAAGGAAGGAAUUGGAAGAGAAAAUGGUAGCUCUUGUACAGGAAAAGAACGACCUGCAACUUCAAGUCCAAUCGGAAACUGAAACAUUGGCAGAUGCAGAAGAAAGAUGUGAGGGAUUGAUUAAAAAUAAAAUUCAACUGGAGGCUAAACUAAAGGAAGCCAAUGAAAGAUUAGAAGAUGAAGAGGAGAUAAAUGCUGAACUCACAGCUAAGAAAAGAAAACUGGAGGAUGAGUGCUCUGAACUGAAGAAGGAUAUUGAUGACUUGGAGCUCACUUUAGCCAAAGUUGAAAAAGAAAAACAUGCCACUGAGAACAAGGUUAAAAACCUGACUGAGGAGAUGGCUACCCUUGAUGAAAGCAUUGCUAAAUUAACAAAGGAAAAGAAAGCUCUUCAAGAGGCCCAUCAGCAAACUCUGGAUGACCUCCAGGCUGAAGAAGAUAAAGUCAACACUCUGACCAAAGCAAAGACAAAACUGGAGCAGCAAGUUGAUGAUCUUGAAGGCUCUCUCGAGCAAGAGAAGAAACUUCGCAUGGAUCUUGAACGCGCUAAGAGGAAGCUUGAAGGUGACUUGAAGCUGUCACAAGAAACCAUAAUGGAUUUGGAGAAUGAUAAGCAGCAACUGGAUGAAAAGCUUAAAAAGAAAGAAUUUGAAAUCAGCCAACUUCUAAGUAAAGUUGAAGACGAACAGAUUUUGGGUUCCCAACUGCAGAAAAAGAUUAAAGAAUUACAGGUGAUUUAUUUAUCUGAUAAAAAUGUCAAUGUUUCCUUCAAAAACAUUAGAUGCGCAAACCUUGAGAAAGUGGCUCGGACUCUUGAGGACCAGGUCAGCGAACUGAAGGCCAAACAUGAUGAGCAUCAACGUUUGAUCAAUGAUUUAUCAACUCACAAAGCACGCCUUGCAACAGAAAAUGGUGAAUUGAAUCGCCAAGUAGAGGAGAAAGAAACCUUAGUAUCUCAGCUGACAAGAGGUAAACAAGGAUAUACUCAACAGGUUGAAGAGCUCAAGAGACUGUUGGAGGAAGAAACAAAGGCUAAGAAUGCCUUGGCGCAUGCUCUACAAUCCGCCCGCCAUGAUUGUGAUUUGCUCCGUGAACAAUAUGAAGAGGAACAGGAGGCAAAGGCCGAGCUCCAGCGGGGCAUGUCCAAGGCCAAUAGUGAAGUUGCUCAGUGGAGGACAAAAUACGAAACUGAUGCAAUCCAGCGUACAGAGGAACUGGAAGAUGCCAAGAAGAAGCUUGCUCAGCGUCUGCAAGAUGCAGAAGAGCACAUUGAGGCUGUAAACUCCAAAUGUGCUUCACUGGAAAAGACAAAACAGAGAUUGCAAAAUGAAGUGGAGGACCUUAUGAUAGAUGUGGAGAGGGCAAAUUCAGCAGCAGCAGCUCUUGAUAAGAAACAGAGGAACUUUGACAAGAUCCUGGCAGACUGGAAACAGAAAUUUGAGGAAAGCCAGACUGAAUUGGAAGCAGCUCAGAAGGAGUCCCGCACUCUGAGUACUGAGGUCUUCAAGAUGAAGAAUGCAUAUGAGGAAUCUCUGGAUCACCUUGAAACUCUUAAACGAGAGAACAAGAACCUGCAGCAGGAGAUUUCUGAUCUAACUGAGCAUCUGGCUGAAAGCAGCAAAGCCCUCCACGAGGUAGAAAAGGCAAAGAAGUCAGCUGAACUGGAAAAGAGUGAAAUUCAGUCAGCUCUGGAGGAAGCAGAGGCCUCUCUGGAACAUGAAGAAAGCAAGAUCCUCCGUAUUCAGCUAGAAAUGGGCCAAUUAAAGUCUGAAGUUGACAGGAAGAUUACAGAGAAAGAUGAGGAGAUCGAUCAGCUGAAGAGGAACCACCAGAGAGUUGUAGAAACAAUGCAGAGUGCCUUGGAUGCUGAAAUCAGGAGCAGAAAUGAUGCUUUAAGAAUCAAAAAGAAAAUGGAAGGUGAUCUGAAUGAAAUGGAGAUUCAGUUGGGACAUGCAAACCGUCAAGCCUCAGAAGCUCAGAAACACCUCAGAAAUGUGCAAGGACAAUUAAAGGAUACUCAGUUACAGCUAGAUGAGGCUUGCAGAGGCCAGGAAGACUUGAAGGAGCAAUUGGCAAUGGUUGAACGCAGAAGUAGCCUGCAACAGGCUGAGAUUGAAGAAAUAAGAGCAGCCCUGGAGCAGACAGAUAGAUCUCGCAAGAUUGCUGAACAAGAGCUUGUUGAUGUCACAGAGAGAGUACAGCUACUGCACUCUCAGAACACAAGUCUCAUUAAUACCAAGAAGAAGCUGGAUGCUGACCUGAAUCAUCUCCAAUCUGAAAUGGAAGAGACAAUUCAGGAAUCCAGGAAUGCUGAAGAGAAAGCAAAGAAGGCUAUCACAGAUGCUGCCAUGAUGGCUGAAGAGCUGAAGAAGGAACAGGAUACCAGCGCUCACCUUGAACGAAUGAAAAAGAACCUUGAGCAGACAGUGAAAGAUCUACAGCAUCGUCUGGAAGAGGCUGAGCAGCUGGCAAUGAAGGGAGGAAAGAAACAGCUCCAGAAAUUGGAAGCUAGGGUGCGUGAACUGGAAAAUGAACUGGAAGCUGAACAGAAACGAGGUGCUGAAGCUAUUAAAGGUGUUCGCAAAUAUGAAAGAAGAGUGAAGGAACUGACCUAUCAGUCUGAAGAAGACAGAAAGAAUAUUCUGAGACUGCAAGACUUAGUUGACAAAUUGCAGCUGAAGGUCAAGGCCUACAAGAGGCAAUGUGAGGAGUCUGAGGAGCAGGCCAAUAUUCAUCUGUCCAAGUUCAGGAAGGUACAGCAUGAGUUGGAGGAAGCUGAGGAACGUGCUGACAUUGCAGAGUCUCAAGUCAACAAACUUAGAAGUAAAAGCCGUGACAUAAGCGCCAAGGUCUCUGCUGAAGAGUAGAUGAAGAAGAUCUGAAAUGGUCCAAAGAAGAAAUCCACAAAAUGUGUAUUUCUUUGUAACAUAGUUUUAUAAAGAUAGUUCUGUCUGUAGAAAUAAAACAGCAAUUCGGAAAAUC
Messenger RNA from Chiloscyllium plagiosum (whitespotted bambooshark), 5595 nucleotides. Lineage: Eukaryota; Metazoa; Chordata; Chondrichthyes; Orectolobiformes; Hemiscylliidae. The record is from RefSeq and is a predicted model, not a curated record.